AAAAUAAUGCAAUAAUACACAUGUGCGUCUGAAGUGACUCAUGAAAAACAGCAUUAUUUUCGGUAUUAACGUCGUACGGUGAAUAAUUGUUCUUUGAGUGUAAAAUUAAACAUUGCUGUCAGCGUUAUCUUAUUUCACUUUGUUAUUUGGAAAUUAAGUCGGCAACUCGUCAACCGCAUAGUCAUUUUUAAGACUUAUAGCAUUAUUUAUAGAACGAGCCGAAUGUGUUGGCACAGUAAAAAGACCGCAAAGACAAAAGUCAACUAUGAAUAGCAGUGAUAUCAGAGUCUUUUCUGUCCAGUCUCUUUUUUGAAAGUCAAAAACCACACAGUGACAACGCAUUGGAAAACUAGCGAGGUUAAGCAAGACAGAUGUGCAUGCCCAUGUAGUUUUUUUAUGGCAAUUUGGUCCAUUUCAGUUGCGGCAAUUUCAGUUCCAAUAGAACUACAAAUGCAUGAGAAAAAGAACAAGAAAAAGAAGGAUUUCAUGUGAAAUGAAUCCUCCGAUAACAACCUCUCCACCAAACGUUCAAUUAUCUCUUGGUCUUCAYGCUCUCGACCAACCAACCCAGGCAUGGUACUGGGCGAUAAGAGCGACGACCGGGUUUCUUACAGUUGUGAAUAACAUUCUAGUGUUGGUCGCGAUAUCGAUGCGUCGAACGUUACGMCGACGAAAAUCAAAUUGGUUUGUGUUAUCUUUGAGUCUUGCGGAUUUGCUCGUUGGAGUUAUCAUCACAUCAAUCCAGAUCUACGAGGCAGUAAAAAAAUCAACAAAUCCAGAACUACGGUUUAUCGUGAACGAUUUUUUGAUUGACGCGUCUAUACUAAGCUUGUGUACGUUGACUCUGGACCGGUAUAAAGCUAUAGUGAGUCCUUUAAGAUACAUUAAUUACAUGACACAGUUUCGCGCCACUACACUCAUCAUCGUGUCAUGGGUCGUGCCUUUUCUGUUGGCACUUUUACGUACAGUAAUGAUYAUYACKGGKAUUAAGAACGAGAAAGAGCGAGAGAAAAUGUUYCUUGUCAUCCAAACACUUUUCUUUGUGAUUUUGCCUUGUUUGACUUUAACUGGUUCCUAUAUUAGAAUAUUAUUGAUCGUUCGACGACACAGCAGAAAAGAAAAGAAGAUCAAAGCACAAGUCGACUACAACUACUCAACAGAUAGCACUUUCCAGUCWACUGAYGAUGAUUAUCGACCUAAUGACGUCAUUAGCGGUCGGGGGGGUGUACGACGGCUCGCUUUGGARGAUAUCCAAGAGGAUGAAGUUUCAGAAAGCACUGCUGCCAGAAUCUUUUCCGGGAUAUUAUCKCCAAAGCAUGACAAGUCGUCUUUAGCAGCCAUUGGAGUGGUGAUCRUUUUAUAUGAUUGUUYUUGGGGAUUUGCCAUCUAUUCGUAUAUACUAGAGUCUUUUCUUGAAUUAAGUGUGGAGCAAGACUUAAAACACAUUAUUUGGCUACUUGUUCUUAUAAAUUCAGCCUUAAAUCCUUUGGUAUAUGCUAUAUUGAAGAGGGAUAUACGAAGGGCCAUCAGUGACUUAGUUUUAUGCUGUAAAGCCGCUGACAGCGACACGACUGCGGGCUGCCAGGAAAUCAAUAUUGAAAUCUCACACCCACCAGCGGAAUUAAGUGUCAUGACAACUCAAACACACCUGUAAAUGAAAGAUCACUGAUACCUUUGUGCUUGGAAUAAGACAAUGAUUUUGGUUCGCUAGGCAUGCGCAAUGCGUAGAUAACACUUCAAAUCGAACGAAAGAUAGGGCAGCCAUAUUUGCUUACAUAAUAAUCGAAGCUAAUGAGAAAUCUUUUGUUUUUGUGUGUACUAAUAUGGUCCACAUAACGUCAUGUGUAAUUCAAGAAUACGUURCGUGAAAUCAGUCUUGCGAACUGUUUCAUUAAGACUUUAACUCGAGGCCGUGCCUCGAAAUCUUCGUUAAAAACGCAUUUUCUUACCAUAWUAGGUAAAAGACAUAGAGCGUAGUAGCGCUAAYGUUAACCGUCUUGAAACUUUGUAAAUAAAUAUCCUGUCAUCAAGUAGAAUCAAUCACAAAAAA
Molecule: messenger RNA, 2050 nt
Organism: Exaiptasia diaphana
Lineage: Eukaryota; Metazoa; Cnidaria; Anthozoa; Actiniaria; Aiptasiidae
Product: octopamine receptor beta-2R-like
Exons: 2
Coding region: 455-1654 (399 amino acids)
Biological process (GO): G protein-coupled receptor signaling pathway
Cellular component (GO): membrane
Molecular function (GO): G protein-coupled receptor activity
Source: RefSeq, a predicted model, not a curated record